This is a messenger RNA of Morone saxatilis (striped sea-bass), 3648 nucleotides long. It is a transcript of the gene plch2b, whose product is annotated as phospholipase C, eta 2b. The transcript is spliced from 21 exons. Gene Ontology annotation, molecular function: phosphatidylinositol-4,5-bisphosphate phospholipase C activity; calcium ion binding. Bases 1 to 3648 code for a protein of 1215 amino acids. The record is from RefSeq and is a predicted model, not a curated record. Gene Ontology annotation, biological process: lipid metabolic process; phosphatidylinositol-mediated signaling. NCBI's taxonomy places the organism in Eukaryota, Metazoa, Chordata, Actinopteri, Moronidae.
AUGAACAGCACCCCAGCGAUGGCACCUCUGUCUCCGGGGCUGAGAAGGUUCUCGCCCUCGCUUGCUAAGGGCUCCUUUCAUCAGGCAAAACAGGCUUCGAGUCCAUUGAAUUCUCCCAGCCCGUCCAUUAUGAGCUCCCCAAAACUCUGGCAGAAAGCAUCCAUCUCCAGACUGGCAGAGGAGUUUUUCUGGAUUGGUGGCAGCGUGGUUGCCCAGCCAAAAUGGAGACUGGGUCAGAUAGUGGAGAGGUGUAUGUGCACCAUGCAGGCUGGCACUCAGAUGACUAAACUGAAGGGGAAGAAGAAAGGAUUGGUCCGAUUCUUUUACCUGGACGAGCACAAGUCCUGCAUCCGAUGGCGGCCAUCCAGGAAACAUGACAAGGCCAAAAUAACUAUUGAUUCCAUCCAUGAAGUCUGUGAGGGGAAAAAGUCAGAGAUAUUCAGGCGGUACGCAGACAACCGCUUCGACCCAAACUGCUGCUUCAGUAUUUACUACGGAGAGCGUGUGAAGUCCCUGGACCUGGUCUCCACCAAUGCCGAGGAGGCCCGCACCUGGGUCACCGGACUGAAAUACCUCAUGGCUGGUAUCAGUGAUGAAGACAGUUUGGCCCGGAGGCAGCGCACCCGUGAUCAAUGGUUACAGCAGACUUUCUCUGAGGCCGACAAAAACGGAGAUGGCACCUUGAGCAUGGGAGAGGUUCACCAGCUGCUCCACAAACUCAACGUGAAUUUACCCAAACAGAAAGUCAGGCAGAUGUUUCAAGAUGCAGACACAGACGAGAACCAGGGCUCUCUGGGCUUUGAAGAAUUCUGUUCGUUCUACAAGAUGAUUUCGACACGCAGAGACCUCUACCUGAUAAUGAUCUCCUACAGCAAUCAGAAAGAAGUCAUGGAUCUUCAUGACCUUGCACGCUUUCUGGAAAAUGAACAGAAGAUGCGAGGUCUGGUCAAAGAGCAUCUAGUUGACAUAGUGGCCAAAUUUGAGCCAUGUCCCAAGAACCUGCAGCAUAUGGUACUGGGUAUUGAUGGUUUCACCAACUUCAUGAGGAGCCCUGCAGGUGAUAUCUUCAAUCCCGAGCACAAUCAGGUGAACCAGGACAUGACGCAACCUUUGAGUAACUACUUUAUUGCCACCUCGCAUAACACCUACCUGACAGGAGACCAGCUGCUCUCUCAGUCUAGAGUGGAAAUGUACGCCUAUGUUCUCCAGGCAGGUUGUCGCUGUGUGGAGGUGGACUGCUGGGAUGGGCCUGAUGGGGAGCCCAUUAUUCACCAUGGCUACACCUUGACUUCUAAAAUUCUCUUCAAAGAAGUUGUUGAAACGAUUAACAAAUAUGCCUUCACAAAAUCACAGUACCCAGUGAUCUUGUCCAUAGAGAACCACUGCACAGUGCCUCAGCAGAAGAAGAUGGCUGAAUAUCUGAGAGAGGUGCUACAAGACAAACUAGAUCUGUCUACUGUCAACGUACAUGAAUGCAAGAAGCUGCCCUCCCCUGAGAUCCUGAAAGGGAAGGUUUUAGUUAAGGGAAAAAAGCUGCCAGCAAACCUAGAUCCUGAUGCAGAGGAGGGUGACGUGUCUGAUGAAGACACUGGUGAUGAAGAAGAGGAGGAAGACGAUGAGGAGGAGAGGAAAAAGAGAAUCAGAGUGAAAAAUAAGGCGAUGUCUGAUGGCGAGUCAGACCACAGCAGCAGCAGGGAGAGGACACAAAUUGUUUACCAUCCCAAGAAGAGGAAAACAAUGAGGUUGUCCCGAGCUCUGUCUGACCAGGUCAAGUACACAAAAUCUGUCCGUGUGCAUGACAUAGAAACACAAGCAUUAGUGAACAGUUGGCAGGUAUCAUCCCUCAACGAGACUGUUAUGAACCAGAUCUUACAGUUAAAACCGGGAGAGUUGGUCCGUUUCACCCAACGGCAACUUCUAAGAGUCUACCCGUCCAACUACAGAGUUGACUCAAGCAACUUCAACCCACAGCCAUACUGGAAUGCAGGAUGCCAUAUGGUUGCAAUGAAUUAUCAAACAGAGGGCCGUAUGCUUGAACUGAACCAAGCCAAGUUCUCAACCAACGGAAACUGUGGAUAUAUUCUGAAGCCUAAGUGCAUGUGUAAAGCUGCCUUUAACCCCAUGUUGGAGGAUCCUCUACCAGGACACAGAAAGACUCAGUUAGUGCUGAAGAUCAUCAGUGGACAACAGCUUCCCAAACCCAAAGACUCCAUGUUUGGGGACAGAGGAGAGAUUAUUGAUCCCUUUGUUGAGGUUGAGAUUAUUGGCCUACCUGUUGAUUGUUCCAAGCAGCAGACGAGGGUGGUGGAUGAUAACGGGUUCAACCCAAUGUGGGAGGAGACCCUCGUCUUCAACAUUCAAAUGCCACAGAUCGCCCUAGUGCGUUUCCAAGUGUGGGAUCAUGAUCCUAUUGGACGAGAUUUCAUUGGACAGAGGACUGUUGCUUUCCCCAGUAUGAUGCCAGGGUAUCGACAUGUGUACCUGGAGGGGAUGGCGGAGUCGUCGAUCUUUGUUCAUGUUGCUAUCAAUGAUGUGACAGGAAAGAACAAACCCACAAAUGCUGUGCAAGCAGCCAGAAAACACAUCCAAAAAGCAGCCCAGAAGCAUAUGAAGGGUCAUCAAAGGCAGCCGUCUUUGGACUUUUCUGUCCUGUCCUCAGAAGACGGGCGUGCUCUGCACUUCCGCAAAGAUCUGGAUGCCAUCUCUCAGGACAGCAGGAAUUGGGAAAUGUCUCCUUUAGCACAAGGGCCAGCAGCCAAGGCUGCCAUCCACAAAGGGGCCAUGAGUGAGCCAGUGAAGCGAGCUCACAGAGUUAAAAUUCAUGAACCACCAGAGACAAGAAGAGGGAUCUUCAGCCGGAUGUCCUCCACUGACUCCCACCACAUGGGGGCUGCUCCCUGUGCGAAAGCAGAUAGCUUUGACCUUGAGACCUCUCCCCAGGCUUCUUGUCCUAAUGGUCCUGCUCCUGACAGCCAAAAUCCAAUUCAAGAAGAGCUUGAGAAUGAACCUGAUGAAUCACCAGAGUCAAACUGUUCUGAGCAGGAAACAGUUCAGACAUUUGAACCAAAGCAGCCUGAACAAUCUGAAGAAUUACCAAAAGAACCACAGCCAGACAACAAUGUUGCCAUUGAACCUGAGCAACCACCAGAAACUCAGAGUCAGACAGAUUCACUCCCUCAGCCUCAGCCCGUGCCACAACCUCUGCUCCAGCCUGAAGCCAAAUCUUAUCCACUUAUCCCCCCAUCAUCCCCUGCCAGGGUGAGACGGACCUUAGAGGCCCCAGCUACCCCACGACCGUCUACACCAAUACGAACAAAGGUCCGCUCACGCAGUUGCCCUCGAAAACAGACUACCUCUACUCAGACACCGAUGGUGAACCGUAAGCCUGCUUUGCACUGGCAGAUACAGCGAGCACAAAACUGUGGCAGCUACGGCAGCCAGGUGAGGCCCAUUCCCAAUGGCCUCUGCCUGUCUGACAGCACAUCCAACAGCAGUGACGGCAGCACUGACAGCCUGGAGUUUGUGGCCUCCUGUGUGCCUGCCGGGGCAGAGCAACGCGAGGGCACCCUGCAGAGGGAGAUGAAGGCUCUUUUUGACCAGAGGAUGAGAGAGAUCCGCUGUAAAUCGCCACUUUUUCUAGAUGAUUAG